AUGUCGCUGACGGUCAAUGCCGCGGACGGCGUGGACAACAAUGACGAUGAUGCGGGCCGUCGUCGCGAAAGACCCUGGCUUCUCCCAUCGAAUCGCAAGCUCCGCCAUCUCCAGGGCAUCUCCGUCCGUAAUCUUGCUGUCACUCCUUUGAGCCGGGCUCGUGGGAAGACCAUCGACGAUGAGGACAUCCCCAACUCAUUCCAGUCGCCAUCCAAGCUGCUAGCGAAUGAUGCGAAUCGUUCUCUACAACAGUCCAGAUCCUUCACCAAUCUCAAAGCCCCCGGCGCGGCCGGCGAGAGCCGCACGCGCAAUGAACCGCCGCCGCCGCAGAAGACCCGACCACAGACCCGGCGCAACACCUUGCCAUGGAGCGAUCCCAACCCACUAGCCAGACAGAUCAAAUUGGAAGACAUCUUGAAGGGUCGCAUGGCCGAUACGUGGUUUUCGUUACAUUGCGAGGGGAUCACGGAUCCCGUCUACAUUAGCGAAGUGGUGGAGAAUGCGACAAAUCCCAACUUCAGGUCGUUCGAUCUGAACAUAUGUGGACCUCUCGUGACGCGACUGAACAAUUUGACCCUCAAGCUCUGGGCGAAAAGCGUAGCAAUGGAGGAUUACCUGCUGUUAGUGGAACUGCAGCUGAAUCUGCAGUCGCUUCAGUUCCUCGGCAAGUCGCUGGAUAGCUUUCACCAACCGCUACCCCCCAAUUCCAUCCUGUUUCAUUUUCCAGAUGGUGUGUACACUAAUCUGACCGACAUCCCGCCGGUUUGGACGCCCCUACCUGCAAAGAGUCCUAAAUCCUCUGAUGCGCAUACUUUGCCCACCUCGUCCUACGAUAUGUUGAUGCGGCUGGCGAAUCUGGACGAGUGCAUCCAAGAUGCACUCACGACGCGGGAAAAGCUUGAAGCUCAAAUCAGUUCAGUCUUGGAAAAGAAUCAACAAGCCCUCGCGAUUAUCAGCGACGCGGCGCGGGCUCGCGAUAAGCUCGCGCUCACCAAUCAUGCAGUGGCUUCCGAAAAGAAACAGCUUCGCAUGGCCGCGAAACGGAAAGAAGAGCUGCUGGCUAGCAUUCGGACGCGGAAGGCUGCAAUGGAGCGCGGACGCGAGGCCCAAGACCGGGCCCGCAGUCAUCUGCCCGAUGCGCAGCAGAACCUCGGCUCCAGCCAAAAGCUGCUGGAGCAGAAUACAGAGGAGGCGAAGGGGCAGAUCCGGCGCAUAUCUGAGGACUUGCUCGCAGUAUACCCCAUUGAGCCGAUACCUGACAAGCCACUUGCGUUUACAAUUGCCGGUCUGGCUCUCCCCAACUCGAACUUUACCGAUAUCGACCGGGAUGCGGUGGCCGCUGCGCUGGGGUACACGGCCCAUCUAGUCUAUUUGCUUUCUUUUUACCUGUCUGUUGCCAUACCAUACCCGAUCAAUCCUCAUCUCUCCCACUCAAUCAUUCAGGACCCGGUGUCUGCCUCACUUCCUCAACGAACUUAUCCUCUCUAUCCUGUUAAUGUCACAUACCGGUUCGAGUACGGCGUGUUCCUGCUGAACAAGAAUAUCGAGUUCUUGCUGAACAAGCAAGGUUUACGCGUGCUGGACAUCCGUCACACCCUCCCGAACUUGAAGUAUCUCCUGUACGUCCUCACUGCGGGGACAUCAGAGGUCCCCGCGCGAAAGGCCGGUGGCAUCCGCGGCCUCCUCCCAGGCCGUCUGACACCCAGUCUAUCGCGGCGGGGAAGCGCGGACAGCACUGAGUCCUUCUUUUCCCGGAAAGUCCUACACUCGAUAUCGAAAUCCAAUGGCGAUAUCACCCCGGACAAGGGGAAGAAGACUGUCCCUCCUUUUGCCAAUGGGUCUCCGUCGUCCCAAGUGGUCUGA
Messenger RNA from Aspergillus terreus NIH2624, 1863 nucleotides. Its product is annotated as putative UV radiation resistance protein (UVRAG). Gene Ontology annotation, cellular component: lytic vacuole; endosome. Lineage: Eukaryota; Fungi; Ascomycota; Eurotiomycetes; Eurotiales; Aspergillaceae. Gene Ontology annotation, biological process: SNARE complex assembly. The transcript has 2 exons. The record is from RefSeq and is a predicted model, not a curated record. Gene Ontology annotation, molecular function: SNARE binding. Bases 1 to 1863 code for a protein of 620 amino acids.